Molecule: messenger RNA, 948 nt
Organism: Laccaria bicolor S238N-H82
Lineage: Eukaryota; Fungi; Basidiomycota; Agaricomycetes; Agaricales; Hydnangiaceae
Exons: 4
Coding region: 1-948 (315 amino acids)
Biological process (GO): protein phosphorylation
Molecular function (GO): protein kinase activity; ATP binding
Source: RefSeq, a predicted model, not a curated record
AUGGAGACUAACCUACCCAGCUGGACGAUAACCAAAUACGAAGUCGACCGGGAAAACAAGAUUGGCGUUGGGUUCUUUAGCGAUGUGUAUAAGGGGACUUGGAGGGGGCGUACGGUCGCCGUUAAAGUUCUUGCUGAAACCACGCCUCGGAAGCUGUUCGUUCGGGAGGUUGAGAUUUGGAAAAAUCUGAGACACCCGAAUGUGUUGCAGCUUUGUGGGGCGAGUAGUGCGAGUGGGAAGGCCCCGUGGUUUUUUGUUAGUCCGUAUAUGAAGAAUGGGAGUUUGGUGGAGUUUUUGAAGAGGAUUGGGGACGCAUCCCGGGAAUGGGAUCUCUUUCGGUUCAUGUAUGAGAUCGCAAAGGGGAUGGAGUACCUCCACACUCAGGACGUGUUGCAUGGCGACUUGAAGGCUGCGAAUGUCUUGGUCGAUGAUAAACUUCGUUGUGUCAUUUCGGAUUUCGGACAGAGCGAGAUGAAGUCGGAGGCUUUCAGGAUAAGUGGGACGCCUCUUCCUCGUGAAUGGCAGGCACCUGAGCUUUUGUUAGGCCAGAGUCGAUUGAUGGCUGAGAUGGACGUGUAUUCGUUCGCUAUCUGUUGCAUUGAGAUCCUGAGCAUGGGUCGAAUGCCUUGGCCGCUACAAGACGACGAAGCCGUUCGCCAUCUCGUCCUUGGUGCUCCGCACCACCACGACUCACGCUUCACCAAUCCAGCCGUACAAGAGCUCCUGCGCACUUGUUGGGACCGCGAUCCGAAACUCCGCCCGCCGUUCGCCAAGAUUGUGCGGGAUAUCAAGCAGCUUAGGAGGAAUGCUGGACAUGUUGAUUUGGAGUCGCCACAGACACAGGGGUUGCCCCCACUUGAGGAGGUUGAACCUCACCUGCCUUCGCCUGAUAUGCGGCCUGCUGAGCUGCCUCCCAGUCAGUCCCUUUGCUUUUUUUUUUCUUUUUGA